AUGCUGCUUCUAGACUAUCAGAACGUAUUAAUAGAGUCUAUACUCAAGGAGAGAUUAUUUGGAGCUCCUCCCGCUUCUAUUGACCAGACCGUUUCCGACUUCGAUGGCGUAAUCUUCCACAUCUCAACCCCAGAGACCAAGACCAAGAUAUUGGUCUCCAUUCAAAUCCGAUGCUUUAGGGAUCUCGUCAAGUACGGUGCCGAACAGGUACUUCAGCGAGAGUAUGGUCCCUAUGUCGUAGCACCCGAGACCGGCUACGAUUUCUCCGUCCAAGUCGACUUAGAGAACCUACCGGAGGAAAAGGAGGCACGAGAUGAGUUGGUCAGCAAGAUCUCCUUAUUAAAGCGGAACGCAAUGGCUGCCCCGUUCGAGCAUGCUUAUGCCGAGCACUACAAGUUGAAAGAGGAUGCUUCGAAGUAUACAUCAGAAGAAGCACCCCAAGGUGUUCGAGAGGGCGGUGAGGUUAUGGCUAUCCACUACCGUGACGAGGAAGCUAUCUACGUCAAGGCAAGCCACGAUCGUGUAACUGUUAUCUUCAGCACCAUCUUCCGUGAGGAGACCGACAGGGUAUUUGGGAAGGUUUUCAUUCAAGAGUUCGUCGACGCCCGAAGGAGAGCCAUCCAAAAUGCACCCCAAGUUCUAUUCAGGAAUGAUCCGCCCCUAGAAUUACAAGGGGUUCCUGGUGUGCAGGCAACUGAAGGUAACGAAGUUGGAUAUGUCACAUUUGUUUUAUUCCCACGACACCUGACACCCCAACGAAUGCCCGAUGUCAUCUCUCACAUUCAGACUUUCCGAGACUACUUCCACUAUCACAUUAAAGCCUCCAAGGCGUAUAUUCACUCCCGUAUGAGAAGGCGAACAGCAGACUUCUUGCAAGUACUCCGAAGAGCCCGACCUGAGAACGAAGAAAAGGAGAGGAAGACAGCAAGUGGAAGAACAUUCAAGGUUCAAGCUUAG
Messenger RNA from Daldinia childiae, 957 nucleotides. Its product is annotated as Actin-related protein 2/3 complex subunit 2. Bases 1 to 957 code for a protein of 318 amino acids. Gene Ontology annotation, molecular function: structural constituent of cytoskeleton; actin filament binding. The transcript is spliced from 6 exons. NCBI's taxonomy places the organism in Eukaryota, Fungi, Ascomycota, Sordariomycetes, Xylariales, Hypoxylaceae. The record is from RefSeq and is a predicted model, not a curated record. Gene Ontology annotation, cellular component: actin cytoskeleton; Arp2/3 protein complex. Gene Ontology annotation, biological process: actin filament polymerization; Arp2/3 complex-mediated actin nucleation.